Triticum aestivum (bread wheat) is the source of this 1176-nucleotide messenger RNA. RefSeq names its product 26.2 kDa heat shock protein, mitochondrial-like. The transcript is spliced from 6 exons. The coding region runs from base 316 to 1074 and encodes 252 amino acids. The record is from RefSeq and is a predicted model, not a curated record. Lineage: Eukaryota; Viridiplantae; Streptophyta; Magnoliopsida; Poales; Poaceae.
UUAGUCCCCGUAGUUGAAAAUACCUGAAAUACCAUCCCUAAACUUGUCAUAGGGGUUCACAUACGGUCCAUUAUACUGUUUGGUCUACGUAUUCGCUGAUUUGGCAGCGGUCAAGUCGUUCCACGCUGGUGCUGACUGCCACCUCGUCUCCAGCCGCUUGAAUAUGCAGGAAAGCAGGGGGUCUUUUGCAAAUUAUGCACAUAAAACAGCUGCCCGCUCCCCACCUGGUCGGACCGCCCCAACCUAGUCCGUCCCCGCCGCCAACCUAGUCCGUUCCUGUCGCCGCUUGCUGCCAUCUGCGGAGAGAGAGAGACCAUGGCUUCCGCCGUCGCUUGUAAGGGUGCCGCGCCAGCCAGCCUCCUCAAGUCCGGUGCUCCUGUGGCCUUCUGCGCGCUCCAUUCUCCCGCCGACCGCCGCCCGUACAACACCCAGGUCAAGGAGGUCGGCCGCUACGACGACGACGACUACAGCGGCCGCGACCUCGUCAUCCCCAGCUUCUUCUCGCAGGACGUGCUCGACCCGCACAGCGCGCCGACCAGCAUGGCCCGUCUGCUGUCUCUGAUGGAGACCGGCCUCUCCUCCAUUGCUGGAGCGUCGCGGCUCGGACGGUGGGUGGCGAAGGAGGACGCACUUGUCGCGUCAGUGGCUCCACGCUUCUUCUUGCAUAAACUAGUUAGUGCUUUCUCAGACCAGCUCACUCCCAGGCUUGCAAGAUACGGAAAGUGGUUCAACGACAGCUCCGACGACAUCAGAGGCUGCUGCGACAAGGCUCUGCAGAUCCUGUGCGCGCACUACGGGUGGGAUGUAAGGCUCGAAUUCUGUUCACUGUUCUUUGCUCCGCUUCCCUCGCCACCAAGGAACAUCCUGAUGAUCAAGGGCGAGGGCGAGAAGCAGCCCUGGGACGGCGACGACGACUCCGCGGUGCCGAGGUACAACCGCCGCAUGGAGAUGCCUGCUGACGUGUACAAGAUAAACAAGAUCAAGGCCGAGAUGAAGAAUGGCAUCCUCUGGGUGACCCUGCUCAAGGUGGAGGAGGAGGAGCGCAAGAGCGUCUUCCACGUGAAGGUCGAGUAGAGAGGCGAGUCAAGUAGUCCUUAGUGGUAGUGCUCAUGGAAGAUGGCCAGUGCGAGAGUAUGAGAGACGCCUUGUUGAUUUGGUGAUGUUUGGUGUCUUUCU